UUCCCCAAGUGCGGGCGACGAUGCGCGGCGCGGGGCGGCGGCGCUAAAGCACCCCGGCGGGUGAAGAGACUGCGGUGGGCGGCCGCGGGCGGCGUUGGCCCGGAUUUGCGGCCGUUGUGGUGGUGGGGAUCUUCGGGUAAGACGCGGGGCAAAGCCGGAGCCAGUUCAAAGGUCCUGCUUCAGCGUUACAUACACGAGUCCUCCUGACUUCAAAGGGUUCACAAGACAAGUCUGCACAUGUUGCAGUGUGAGUGCUGGACGCCAUUCAGAGUUGAUGCUAGGGGCAAAAUUACAGGGUUGCUGCUUUUCGGCACAGCAAGGCUUUGGCUAUGAACACACCAUCCUUGCCUCCCAGCAGUCAGGACAACCUGAUAAAAACCAAUCCUUGGACAAUAUCCCUCGGACAGUCUUUCUACUUCUCUGUUCAAGGUUAUAAUCAUGGGAAGUGUCAGUAGCCUUAUCUCCGGACACAACUUUCACAGUAAGCAUUGUCGGGCCUCUCAGUACAAGCUGCGUAAGUCAUCCCAGCUGAAAAAGCUGAACAGGUACUCCGAUGGUCUGCUGAAGUUCAGCUUCUCCCAAGAAGCUGGCCACAACAAGUCCAGCUCCAAAGGCAAUAAGAACGAGGACUUCUUUUACAUCAAAGUGAACCAGAAGGCACACCGAACAGACUAUGCACCACUCUCGGGUGGUGAGCUGGAAGGUCAGGCUGGGACAAGCAGCAGUGAUUACGGUACCCCAACACCCCCCAAACUGAAGCCAGGCUCCAACCAGCUGGAACUAGCUACAGAGAAGAGUGUGGCAAGGGCCACUGCUUUCAAACCAGUUCUCCCUCACUCAAACACGGUUCUCCAUUCUUCUCCUGAUCACAGCAAUGCUGCUCAGCAGUUCCCAACCCAAGACAAAGCCAAAGAUCUAGAGAGUAAGCCUGCUCUUUGUUCUGGAGGACUUUCAGAUUCGGGGAGAAAUUCUAUGUCCAGCCUGCCCACACACAGUACAGCCAGCAGCUACCAGCUGGACCCCCUGAUUACUCCUGUUGGCCCCAUCAGCCGAUUUGGAGGCUCUGCUCACAAUAUCACUCAGUGUGCCAUCCUUCAGGAGAGUAACAUGAUGAGCUUGAAAGCUCUGUCUUUCUCCGAUGGGGGCACCAAGAUCCUCAACCCAGGCAAGUCUUCCACUCAUCCCCAUAUGACUGAGAACAGUGUUUGUGUCCGUUCACCCAUCUCCACAGAGGAAUCCGCCAUUCAGGAGCUGGAGCAGAAGCUGAUGGAGCGGGAGGGUGAGCUGCAGGAGCUCCAGUGCAGCUUUGAAGAGAAAGAGAUCACCUCCUGCCAAAGCUACGAAGAGAAGCAAAGGCGUUGCCGGGAGGAGAUGGAAGGAUUGAAGCAGAAAUGCAACAGCAAACUGAAGCAGACAUCACAGAAGAACCAGCGAGCGCAACAACUCUUGCAACUGCAGGUGUUCCAGCUGCAGCAGGAGAAGCAGCAGCUGCGGGAGGAGCUGUCCAACUUGAUGAAGGAGCAGGACCUUCUAGAGAACAAGCUGAGGACAUACGAGAAAGAGAAGACCACCUUUGCUCCUGCACUGGAAGAAACACAGUGGGAGGUUUGUCAGAAGUCUGGUGAGAUCUCUCUCCUGAAACAGCAACUGAAAGAAUCCCAGACAGAGCUGAACAGCAAGACCAAUGAGGUGCUCAAUCUGAAAGCUCAGCUGAAGGACCUCCGGGCCAAGAUGGAACUGUUGGAGAUUAAAAUUCAGGAUUUGGAGGAUUCGUUGCAUGCCAAAGCCAUGGAACUAGAGGUAUGUGAGAAUGAACUCCAACGCAAGAAGAAUGAGUCAGAGCUACUAAGGGAGAAAGUGAACUUGCUGGAACAGGAGAUUGCAGAGUUGAGAACUGAACUGACCAUCCUCAGGGAGGAGAUGAAAUGUGGUAUGGUUUCCAUGGGCUUGGAGGAAAGCAUGGUGGAGGAUGCCCAAAUCCUGUGGAGGGAAGUAGAAAAGCUAAAAAAAGAACUGCAGGAGGAACAGGACAGCAACAAGCAGAUCACUGUCAGCUUUCAGCAGGAACGACAAACCUGGAAGGAGGAGAAAGAGAAAGUGAUCCAGUACCAGAAGCAGCUGCAGCAAAGCUACCUUCACAUGUACAAAAGAAAUCAAAACCUGGAGAAGAUGCUUCAGCAGCUGGCUACUGGGGAGGAUGGUAAAGAUCCCUUAGAUCUUGAUCUCCAUGGAACUGAUGUCCCUUAUGAAGACAUUAUUGCCACUGAAAUCUGAAUCUGAAGGGUGCUAUGUUUUGCUGCCCACUGCAGAAAGAUCUCACUUGGGGUUAUGUGUAAUUUCACAGAGCGCUUUUAAUGGAGGUCCUUGUCUGGCCAAAACAAGUCACCAGCCAUUGUCCAUGCAUUUCCACUCCCAACUUCUUUAUCCAGGUGUACCUGACUGCUGUUGUAGGGUAACCCAUUGAGAAAAGGGAAGAGAAGAAUUCCCAACUGACUUUUUCUGUCAUGACGUGAUCCAACAUAGGAGCAACUUUGGUAGAAAAGUUACAAGAAUCUCUGAGCCAUUAAUAAUAUGAGAUAAGACCUGCUUGUAUUCCAAGACCCUCUUAAUUCCCCCGUGAGAGGACUCUGGGGAAAAGCACACCCAUUAAACUAUUAGUUAAGGAAGAGUGACUUGCACAUCCAGCAAGAAUUGGUCAUCAUGGUCCUCAAGGGUAACCAGUCAUUCCAUCUUUGCAGAACAUAGUGUGUUCUACUGGAAUAUUUAAGCAUCAGAUGGAACGAUAGUAGCAUUGCUCCAUUAUUUGUCUGCAAAGGACCUGCCUCCUUCAGAAAUGAUGGGCUAAUAUUUUAGAGUCCCGGAAGCCAUAAUUUGUCAGUCAGCCAAUGGAUCUUCCUCAUCGUUUACCCUUCUUUUAGCAUUUGCCUCCCUUUCUGAACAAGCUGAAGUUUGGGAGAGGUAUAUUUUUAUUUAUUGUGUGAGUGCACAUGUCUAUAUUAGAGAUGGGAAUUGGAUUUUGAAAUUUUCUUGUGUUUUUGAACAGGAAUGUUCAGAGUUGUUUAUUUAAAAUGUGAAUAUUUAUAUGUAUGUAUUAUUGUUUUGCAAAUAUCUGGCAUUUAUUUUUCCACAUUUCCUAUUUUGACCUGGAGAAAAAAAACAUAUUGGCUCUUCUGAGCCCAUUAUGUCUAUAGAUAUAACUGGAAAUACAGGUUUGCCUCAAAGUGAUGCUUUCUUUAGAAACAUGCUAGCUUCUAUUUGAUGUUUUAAAAAUUAAAAACUUCUUUAAAAAGUAAAUGAGGUCAUGCAAAGAGCUUGGAGGGAACCAAGGAAUAUACUGAAUUGACAGCCAUCUAACUUUAUUUACUUAAAACAUACAUCUUGUAAAAAAUCAACACCAAUUCAAAGCAGCCAACAACAACAGUAAAACCAUUAGUUAACAAUCUUCAAAUACCGUGUUUCCCCGAAAAUAAGAUCUGGUAUUAUUUUCUUUUCGGCCGCAAAAUAAGCACCAAAUUUAUUUUCAGGGAAUGUCUUACCCACUUACCUUAGGACCAUUGCAGCCAUGCCUCCCAUAUCCUGACCCCUUUCGUGCCACUGCCCGACUUCUGUGGCCACUUGCAGCCAGACACUGCAUGGCUCAUUGUGCCGGUCCCACCACUUGCAGCAGGAGGCUGCAGGGUGCAUUGUUCCAUUGUCUUGUGCGAGCAGCGGUCCUAGUGUGAUGUGCCAUGUGGCAUCUGGCUGCGAGCAGCUGCAAGAAGUUGCAGAAGUCAGGCAAUGGUGUGACAAGUGUUGGGACAUGGGAGGCCUGACUGUGGCAGUCCUAAGGUAUGCUGAGCAUAUAGAGCAGCUCCAUCUUUCCCAAGCCCCAUCUGAGCUUGAUUGUUUACGCCUGCACCUCGCCUCACCUUGUACAACCAGAAGAUGGGCAGGGCUUAACUAGGGCUUAUUUUUGGAGUAGGGCUUAUAUUAGGCACAGGUGUGAAAAUUGGGCUAGGGCUUGUUUUCAUGGCAGGUUGUAUUUUCGGAGAAACCAUCAAUUCCUACUAUAUUGAGGGAUUACGAGAACUGAAGAGAAAUGGUUAAAAGAAGAAACAUCAGUACAAUUGUUAUAACUACAGUAAAACAAUAAUAUAUGAAUGACUGUCUUACUAAACAGGAAAGUUUCUUUCUUACUUCCAGAAGUUUUAAAGAGGGGACCAGAAACAAGGCCCUGUUCCCUAUCAAUUUUGAAACUGCUACCACACAUAGUAAACCAUAAUAAACAAGUAUUUAUUUGACUCCAUGUUCAGUAUUUUUGGAUACUUAGUCUCCUUCCCUUACCUCCAGCCCAAAACAAAAUAGCCAGUAAGAGAAUCUUGAAAAAUACUUUUCUUGGCACCUGAUUUCUAUUUAGGUAGCUUUGACCUUCUUCUUUCCACUGAGGAGAAAUGUUCCUUGUAGAGUUAAUAAAGGUCUUCACAGUAUUUGGUCUAAAAGAGAUUGAAAAUAUGGCUACCAUCCUAUGCCUUGCCAAUGACAGCUUAAGAAAGCAAAACAGCAAAGGACUUGUGUCAAAGUAGCUACAAAAGGGCAGCCAAAUUAUUUUGGCAUCUGACACAAAAAAGUACCUUGUUAGUAAUAUAAUAAUACAACCCCGCUCCCCCGUUGUAACAGUUUUAGAUGCUAUUGCGACAUCAGAAAUGGACCAUCUCACCACCAUGUCAUGCUGUUCCACAAACAUUCCUUGUGACCUUUAGAGAAACCUGCCAUGAAACAUCAUUUACAAUAAAAUGCCAUAUCAAAAAUAGAAAUGCAAAAAGGGAAAAGAAAAUCUGGCUUCAAACAGAGAGAAAUUAACAGUUUAGAACUUAAAUAGCAAUAGCUUUUUUACUGCCACCUGAAAAGAUGCAUGACUGAGUUCUUUGAUUCCGAAAAAAAAUAUGUACUUCAAAACCACAUUUCAAAGGUUAUAAUCCAUUGGCAGAACAGAUGCUUUUCAUGCAGAAGCUCUCAAGCUUAAAUUCAAUCCCUGGUAUUUUAUGGUAGGAUUUAUAGACAUCUCUUUGAAAUGCAGUCCUUGAGAGAAAUACAGAAUUUUGUAGGGCACUGGUUUAGCUUGGUGGAGCUAACUUUCUGUGUCUGUAUAGUGAAGAAACCCAAUAAGCAUUCUUUUUUGUAGUGAUUUCAAAACAUUGUUUGACUACCCAAUUCUUUUCUAUUGUUUCUGUGAAAUAGGAGAAUUUUAUAUGAUGCAAACAGCAGCACCCCAAUCCUAUCCAUACUUGGGAGAUUCUCACAUUCUUAAAAUCUUGUUUUAACUAACAUUGUAUUGGGUGAACAAGGCCAAAAGCAUUUUUCACUUUGUUCUCAGUACCUUUUGAACUUUGAGAAGCUCAAAGUUCCAAAAUGUUGGAGAAUUUCCAAAAUGUCAGAAUGUAUGAGUUUCUUCCAUUCAGAGAGAAUACAUGUAUUGCAUCUUGCAUUUUUUUUUGCAAAUCUUUUGUCCUGCAUGCAACCAGCAUCCCUGCAACUUGCCCAAGUAGCUAACAAUCCUGUUUCUCUAUGUAGCUACAAACUACGAAACACUCUUGCGUCACUGCAUAUUAAGUCUUAACAGCGUUUAUCACCCCUUGCCUGCCAAUCAGCUAAUUGGGUUUGUGCACAUAUGCUUCUGAUUAGCAAAAUUUGCAUUGUUAAUUGCAGUUUUAAACAACAGCCCUGUCCCUGGUGAAACACCCAGUGGUGCCCAGGGAUUUAAUUAUCUCUGAAUGGGAGGGAGUCUGGAUGAUAGUCAUUUUCCUGCUGAAGUGAUAAAAGUUCUUCUCCUCCAUUCUGUUUGCUCUUCCAUUCAUUUUGCAUUGGGGCAGGAACCCAGCUGUUGGCAGGAACAAUUAAAAGGAGUUGUUGUUUCCAAAAAUAAUCUAUUGGAUGAAUGGUCCCCCCCUUUCUGUGGUGAACUGUUUGGGGAUAGUGAAGACAAAUUGGAUAUCACUUUUAAUUGCAAUAAGUGUUAGUUGGUGCCCUGCCUGCCAGUCUGAUUUUGUCAGUAAACAUAUAUUAAAGCCCUUAGCACAGAUCUAAAUUUUAGAAAAUCUCCAUGUAGCCAAUGAAGUUUACACCUAGAAAUGAGUAAAGUAAUAACUAGCAGUCAGCAUGGGUUUGUUAAAAACAGAUCAUGCCAAACCAAUCUUAUUUCAUUUUCAACAUAAUGACUAAAUUAAUAGACCAGCAAAAUACUUUAAACAUAAUAUACUUAGACUUCAGCAAGGCAUUCAACAAAGUAGACCACAACCUACUUCUUCAUAAGCUAGAAAAAAGUGGGAUAGAUAACUUCACCACCAGAUGGAUUCUCAACUGGCUGACAAACCAUACUCAACAAGUAGUCCUCAAUGGGUCUAAGUCUACAUGGAGAGGAGUAAGCAGUGGGGUGCCACAAGGUUCUGUCUUAGGCCUCUUCAAUAUAUUUAUAAACAAUUUAGAUGAGGGAAGAGAAGGGGAACACACCAAAUUUACAGAUGUUACUAAGCUAGCAGGAAUAGCUAACAUCCUAGAAGAUAGGCUCAAGAACCAGAUGAAUUUUGACAGACUUGAACAGUGGGCCCUUUCUAACAAAAUGAAAUUCAAUGUAGAGACAAGUAAAGUCUUACACUUAGAUAAGAAAAGCCAAAAGCACACAUAUAAACUGGGGGAAACCAGGCUUAAUAGCAGUAACUAUGAGAGGGAUCUUGGAGACUUAAUGGACAACCAAAUAAAUAUGAGCCAGCAGUGUGCAGUGGCAGCCAAAAAAAUCAAUGCAGUCCUAAGUUGCAUUAACAGAGUGAUACAAUCAAGAUCAAGUGAGGUACUAAUACCACUAUAACGCCUUAGUAAGACCACACCUAGAGUACUACAUCCAGUUUUGGUCACCACACCAAAUAUUGAGACUCUAAAAAAAGUGCAGAGAAGAGUGUUAGAGUUUGUAGCAAUCCAACCAGCAUACUAAUAAAGAAUUCAGCAUGAUUCAUGUAUAUAAGAAACUUCUUUAUAUACAAUGCCAUAUAGCAGAAGCCAGAACCAGAACUCAGAAUCCAGACGCACAGAAUCAAUAAUUACAGAAGCACAUAUAUACAUACAUACAUACAUGCAUGCAUGCAUACAUACAUACAUACAUACAGAUAUAGAUAUAGAUAUAGAUAUAGAUAUAGAUAUAGAUAUAGAUAUAGAUAUAAACCAGUGAACCUAAGCCAUGCCCAGUUUCUGAGCCAUCUGGGUCGAUAAACAGUCCCCAUUGGCUGACCUGUUACCAUGUCUAUUCCAAUUCAUGAACUCUCACACACUGACAAAGAGCAAUCAGGAUGAUUUUUUAAGGGGCCCACCUCUGAUUGUCCUGGUGCAAACCGAUGUUAAGAGCAGAACUUCCUCAGCUGGUCUUUCUGCAUGAUAUGGAGUAGUACUUGAGUUCUAAGAUAAUAAACCAUGGAUAACCAUAGACAAACAUGUUAGUGGAAAUAAAACCGAUAAGCCUUAGAUAUAGGUAUACAUUCAAUUGUCUGGAUGAUGUGCUGACCUAAAAUAAAGUAGAGCCACCCAAAUUGUGAGAAAUCACAUUUAUGUUUCCCAUUGGCAUGAAAUUAGGUCACCUGGUCCUCAUCAGACCAGCCAACUGUGUGUAUAUUUGUCUAUCAAGAAGUGUUUUCUGCAUCAGUGACCACUUCUAGAAAAAAAAUCUGGUGCAUUGGGUCAAAGCAGUUUGUCUGUUCACCUCUUACAUUCUGUACAGUGCUACAAAACAGAUGUGUGAACUUAGCUUGAGUUUGAGGCAUUCUACUAAUAACAGGUCAUCCUUAAAUAUAGUGGCUAGUUCACACAGUACAGUAAACAUAUUUAAUGAAUUAAUCAAUUUAUUGGGUUUGUACCAUACACUAAAUCAUAAACCAACAAGAAGAUUUUAACUGAUUCAGAUAAAGAUUUAAGUGCACAGCAUAGUACGCUUGGUUAAUUUUAAACUUGGUUACAUGUUUGUGGUGAUGGCUUAGCAAAUUGAAUUUGUCAAAUCUGUUUAUAAAGUUAUGAACUGUGCAAAACCUUGAGAUAUAAUGCAAUCUAGAUUUUGAAAAUGGUAUCUUAGUAAACCUCAAUCUUUAAAGUGGGAAAAAAGGUGCUGUAGAGUUUCUAGAUCUCUGCGUCAUGGUGCUAAUUCAAUGAGAUAGGAGAAUAUGCAGGAUAAUAAACUCAAUCCCUGAAGACAUACAUAGACACAUCCAUGAUCUUUUCUUGACAUGAUAUGGAAGUGAUUGGCCAGGUAGAGUGGAAUUGUCUUUCAACUCUACUCCAUAUUAUUGAGAUUUUCACAUGAACCUCUAAUUCUGUAGGUACCAUCUGCCGAGGCCACUAUAAAGAGAACUGAACCCUUUCCUUAUACUCCAAUACUCUACAAAUUCCAUCCUCUAGUUCUUUCCAUCAUUCUUGUCCCAAGUCCCAGACUGGAAUUUUGAUAGUUUCCCACAUUUGCAUUAGCAUGACAGAUAGUAAAACAGGUCCACAAAUUUGCUACCAACAUGGCAGUGGACAAAAAUACAAAAAAAGGAGGUAAAUCUCUACCUAGCCAUUGGCUUCUUCCUCUGGAUGUAUAAUUAAUUAUUACUCAGUCAAAUAUCACCUAACACAUUCUGCAUCAUGUAGUCAGUCAAUUGAGGCUCUUCCUUUGGAUGUCAUCUAAUGAUUCCAGAAUCUGGUCAGCAAACCAGUGAUCUCAUCACUCCCCUAAAUUGAUUUCUUGAACCACUUUUCCUGCUUCACUAAUGAUAGUGUAUUAUGUACAGCUUUGGGACCAUAUAUAUUCACCUGAAGCUGGAUUAUUCCUGGCAUUGGAAUAAUUUCCAGAGCAUGUUGCAGUUUCUUUGGUGAUGUUGGGUUUUUUUCUUUUAUUUUUUUGGGGCUAAGGAAUGGCAUCUGUAAAAAUCAGAUUAUUCCAGCAAUGACUUUGGAAUCCAUGUUCCAUUCUAGCCAGGGGUGAAAUGCUCCCGGUUCGGACUGGAUCAGAUGAUCCGGUAGUGAUGGCAGCGGGUGGUUCGGAGAACUGGUAGCAAAAAUCCCUGGCCCCCCUCACCCAUGCCCACCAGGUCCCCCGCUUCCCCACUUACCGCUUCUUUCUGGUUUGCUUGCUUUUCCCGCCUGAAUGGUAGGAAUAGGUUGUAAAAAAUGCUUUUAAAAGGUAAAAAAAGGCUCUGACAAUCACAGCUGAGCCAUGUGAUCAUCAGAGCCUUUUUUUUACUUUUAAAAGCAUUUUUUUCAACCUAUUCAGCUGAAUAGGUUGUAAAAAAUACUUUUAAAAGUAAAAAAAAAGAUUGCACACUACAGCUGAUCACACCCACACCCACACACCGCUGUUCUACUUAUCCCAUGCAUCCUUUUGCCGUGUACUUCGCAUUUGGUGCAUGGUGCACACUUUGCACUUUGGCAUGCAGCGCGCAUGCGCAGCCAGCGAACUGGUAGUAAACCGGUUCAUAUUUUGCCACUGAUUCUAGCACUUCUAUGAAUCACAGUUUUUCUUUCUCUCUCUCUCUCUAAUCUUAUCCAUCUAUCCACUCAUCCAUCCAUUAUCUUUCCCAGCCACAAAUAAGCUUCCUUGCUGGAUUUCUUCUUAUAUUUAUCCAUCUAAAGAAUUCAUUGGCCAAGCUCACACAAUUUUGCUAAACCAUAAUUUAUUUUAAACAUGCUUUUUUGAAAGUUGCAAGAGCUGGGUCAUAUAACACACUGAGACUAGGAUUUGUUGAGUAACCACAGUAGCUGGACUCCUGCAAUACAAAUCACAAUGGCUGGAUUCAUAUAAACUGUUUGCAAAAAAUGGACAAGCUAUAUUGUGGCUUGCUGUGAUCUAGUACAUUUAAUUUAGCCAGACUGCUCUUUUUCCAACAUGGAAGAUGUCAGGAAUUGAAUCCAACAUUUGCUGAUGAAGCAUAUGCUCUAUCCUGGAUGGUGAGUUCUAAUGUGAGUAUACCUACCUCCCCUUCAUCUUCCUCAAUUUUACUGUGCAUAGUUGCUUGUUUCUCAGUCUGUAUCUGACCUAUAUAACCUAGACCGGGGUACCCAACCCCUGGUCUGUUGACCAGCACUGGUCCACGGCAUGCCAGAAACUGGGCUCCGCAGGAUGGAGGCAGCACAUGAAACCAUGCCCCUCCAAUCUGUGGAAAAACUUCUCUCCACAUAACUGGUCCCUGGUGCCCAAAAGGUUGGGGGCCACUGAUCUAGACCAAAGGUCCCCAACCCCUGGACCGCAGCCCACUACUGUUCCAUAGCCUAUUAAGAACCAUGCCGCCCAAGCAAUGUGGCGUGUGCAACUCAACUUGAGCAAGUCAUGCUUGCGUGCCAGGCCACUGCUCAUGCAAGUCAAGCUACACUUGCGCUGGCCCACUCUUCGCAUGGCCCAGUUCCCUUCUCCCCCCAACUCCAGCCAGACCGCCAAGCUGCAAAGGUUGGGGACCGCUGAUCUGGACAGAAGCAACAAAAUAUGCAGAGAUAAUUUGCUUGAAUGUGGCAAGUGGGCAACAAUGUCCAGUGACAGACAAAUAGGAUGUCCAGAAAGCUCCAAAAUUGGCCAUGGACCUUCCAUAGAUCAUGAAUUUCAUGGGUGUCCAAUGACACUUCCACUGCCCUUGUUUUGCUUCCUUAUAUGGGAGGUUACAUGCUACUAAAGGCAAAUAAUUCACCAUGACUUUCCAUUAUUUUGUUCUAGUCCUCUGAAGUAUUGGGGAGGGAAUCUCAUGAGCCAUAUGGCCCCCUCCCCAUUUAAUGUGACAAUGAUUGCUACCUUUGCACAAAUAUUGUGUUUGAUUUGUGAUGGUAUGUGUUGCCAGCAUGUCACUUGCUUGCCUUGUCCCACUGUGUGUGGGAGUAGUCAUCAUCUGGGCUAUACACAGUACUGUUCUUCCCAUCACACUGUUUUUUCUUCAAUAUAGCUCUUGCUGGUUUUUCAUGUAUUAAAGUGUAAUUUCUGGUGAGCAAUGUAAAUGGACUCUAUGUUUUUUAUGUAU
Molecule: messenger RNA, 10994 nt
Organism: Ahaetulla prasina
Lineage: Eukaryota; Metazoa; Chordata; Lepidosauria; Squamata; Colubridae
Gene: LZTS1
Product: leucine zipper tumor suppressor 1
Exons: 5
Coding region: 439-2274 (611 amino acids)
Biological process (GO): regulation of synaptic plasticity; regulation of dendrite morphogenesis
Cellular component (GO): dendritic spine
Source: RefSeq, a predicted model, not a curated record